Aspergillus nomiae NRRL 13137 is the source of this 282-nucleotide messenger RNA. RefSeq lists its product as uncharacterized. The transcript has 2 exons. The record is from RefSeq and is a predicted model, not a curated record. The annotation marks the transcript as partial. Lineage: Eukaryota; Fungi; Ascomycota; Eurotiomycetes; Eurotiales; Aspergillaceae.
AUGAAGCCACAAUCCACUCCCAUGCAGCCUGUCGGUCAUCGAUUGAUAGGUUGUCCACCGGAUCGACAUGAAGAUUGUGUCCGACGUAUUACCGAGCGAAGCCGUGGAGUCGUCUCCUUCCUACCCUGUCGGCAAUAUGUAUGCAACCUGUCUAACUGGGAUAUCGCUGAUGGACGGUUCUGGAUCGCAUGGUACCGGGACUAUGGAAACGGUCGCGCGGGUGGUUUGGAUCUAAAUCAAUGGGGUUCAUCAUGGCAUUACCGCAACCAUUUGCCUCGUUGG